This is a messenger RNA of Paraphaeosphaeria sporulosa, 1720 nucleotides long. RefSeq names its product ATPase, V1 complex, subunit H. The record is from RefSeq and is a predicted model, not a curated record. The coding region runs from base 98 to 1552 and encodes 484 amino acids. Gene Ontology annotation, biological process: proton transmembrane transport. Gene Ontology annotation, molecular function: proton-transporting ATPase activity, rotational mechanism. The transcript has 3 exons. NCBI's taxonomy places the organism in Eukaryota, Fungi, Ascomycota, Dothideomycetes, Pleosporales, Didymosphaeriaceae. Gene Ontology annotation, cellular component: vacuolar proton-transporting V-type ATPase, V1 domain; fungal-type vacuole membrane.
CGGCACCAGAAGCAACCUCGCCAGCUCCAGCAGCGCAUAUACCGUCCUCUUUGCGGGCUCUCGUCUCCGAAACAUACCUGCUGGAAGCGCCGCCACCAUGUCGCUCGACCCGCCGGCGUAUCUGGUCACCAUCCAGGCCAACAUUCGCACCCGGCCGAUAUCAUGGGAAGGUGCCAUGCGGGCAAAGACCAUCACCGAGACGGAUCUGCAGAAAAUCAAGUCAAUCGACAAAGUGCGCAAGGAAGACCGCAAGAACAGGGUCGAGGGCGAUGUGCAGAGCUUCGUGUCGCUGCUGCUAGGCGGCAACGGGUCGCACAGCAUCUUCGAGGCGGCAGCGAAACGCCAGGAUAUCGUGCAGUACAUGCUGGUUCUGACUGAGGAUCUCAUAAAUGAUAUCCCCGCUCUGACAGAGGCCCUCAUCCAGCACCCCUCGCCGUUCAAGCCCUUCCUUCCCCUGCUCAAAGCUGGCUCCAAUGCUGAAGACACGAUACCCUUGCUCACUUCCUCGGUCCUCUCCAAGUUCCUGUCUUACGCUCUCGUGCACUCUACAAAGACCACCUCGCAGAUCGACGAAGCCCUACCCCAGCUAUACAACUAUCUCGCCGCGCUCGCUAAGAGCCAGGAUGCGGGUCUCCAAGACAUCGCCGUCCAAGAGUACUCAGCCGUGCUGCGCAACAAGAAGUCGAGACAGUUGUUCUGGGACCAGAGGAAAGAGACGCUCAACCCGCUGGUCGAUAUACUCACAGCAGCAUCUGGCGCUACGAAAGACCAAAUAUCUCUGCGAAGCGGUGCAGCAGGAAGCGUUCGCAGUGUUCCCGAGGGUCUUACGGGCGGAGUUGGAUUGCAGUUACUCUACCAUGUGUUGCUGGUCGUCUGGCAGCUGAGCUUCGAAGGAGAAUUGGUCGGCGACGGACUGCAAGACGAACACGACGUCGUCAUGUUAUACACACACCUUCUCCGUAUCUCGCCUAAGGAGAAAACUACUCGUCUACUCCUGUCAACUCUUCUAAAUCUCCUUACUUCGAACCGACAGACUCUCCUCCCCGCCGCAGUCCUCGCCCGCUUGCCGUCGCUCCUAUCUACCCUCAAGUCCCGCCACUUGACCGACGAUGAUGCGCUUGAAGACCUCAAGUCCCUCACUGAGUUGCUCGAAGAGUACACCACUACACAAACCACCUUCGACGAAUAUGCUGCAGAAAUACGGUCUGGUCACCUGCGCUGGUCCCCACCGCAUCGCAACCCAGACUUUUGGCGCGACAACGCACGUCGCAUUCUCGAAGACAACAAGGGCGAGCUACCACGGAAGUUGGCGGAGAUCCUCUCGAAGCCAUGGGACAACGACAAGCAGGUCUUGGCUAUCGGCUGUAAUGACGUCGCUUGCUUGGUCAAGGAGGUGCCCGAAAAGCGGUAUCAGCUCGAGAAGCUCGGCUUGAAGGGCAGAGUGAUGGCGCUCAUGCAGGAGGCGGACGAGACUGUGCGGUGGGAGAGCUUGAGGGCUGUCGGAGAGUGGCUGCGCUACAGCUUCGAGUCGAAGGACCUGCCAAUUCGAUGAGGUUUGCGAAAUGUUGAUAGCUUGAAAGAGUCUCCCGGAAUAUUAGACUUUCUAAGCUUUGACUUGUAUGUUAUUUCCUGUUAGUACAACCUUGCACGGCGCGCGUCUACAAUACUGCUUCUCAGGACCACUUACAUCAAUUGAACACCAACACCAUGGAUUGCUGCC